UGACAGGCCGGAGGUGAGUCAACUGCGUUACAAUAGUCCAUUGGGUAUUGGCAAAAUCAUAAAUACCCGUAUAAAGUUUAUCCCGAUUAUCCACCCCUCUUCGCCUUUCUUUACUUACAGGAUUCGGAAAACGCUACGUUUCUCAACAACCUGUAUGUUUCAAUAGAAAUACCUAACUUAAGAGUCCAUUGAAUACGCACAACACCAGGCUUCGAAAAAUGGCUUCAACUCCGCCUUCUAAAAAUUCCAAGGAGGACUCCAAGGUCUCCAUUACGCCUCUCUUGAAGCGGCUUUGGAACGAAAACAACGGUCCAACACCCGAUGCUGAAGAAAUCGCGGCGGCCCUUGGUCUGAUCUUUGAUAAUAAACUAUCAGAGGUUCAAACAGGAGCACUGCUGACUUGCCUCCAUUUUACGGAGCGCGAUCGACAAGCAGAUGUGCUAUCCAGUUGUGCGCGAGUCAUGCGAAAAUUUGCAAGGAGAAUCGACUACGAUGCCUUGUCCGGAGUCAUCAAUGGACGAGGACGAAAGGAAGGCGGGUACAAGGGAGGAAUCUGUGACAUUGUUGGUACGGGUGGGGAUUCUCACAACACCUUCAACAUAUCAACAACGUCGAGUAUUCUUGCUUCUUCGCUUUUGCUGAUCGGAAAGCAUGGCAAUCGGGCAUCCACAUCAAAAUCCGGCUCUGCAGAUGUCUUGGCGUGUGCGCCGCCAAUAGCACCCAAAAUCGAAGCUGUAACACCCACCAGCUUAAUCGAAGUCUACGAGUCUACCAACUAUGCAUUCUUCUUUGCACCGGUUUUUCAUCCAGGAGGCCGCCACGCCGCGAGCAUUCGCAAGCAGCUCGGCUGGCGCACCAUCUUCAAUCUGCUCGGACCCCUUGCGAACCCUCUCCAUGAUUGUGUCGAAGGGAGAGUGGUCGGUGUUGCACGGCAAGCAAUUGGUCCCGAUUUUGCAGAAUCCUUCCGUCAAUCCGGCGUCAGAAAGGGCAUGGUCGUAUGCGGUGACGAAGAACUCGACGAAUUGAGCUGUGCUGGCCCUACGCAUUGUUGGCGCCUGCUUGAGAAUUCUUCCACAGGCGAGGUGGACAUCAACUACUUCACGUUGACUCCUGAAGAUUUUGGCUUGCCCCGUCAUCAACUGAGCGAAGUUUCACCUGGACAAUCUCCCGAGCAGAAUGCGGAAAUUCUUAUGAACCUGGUUCGUGGAAAGUUGAGCCCUGACGACCCGAUCCUUCAUUUUGUGUUGAUCAACACUGCCGCUUUGCUGGUUACGUCAGGGAUUUGCGAUGCUGACACUAGUGAUAUGGGACAUGGUGACGAUGGAGCUGUUAUAAAGGAAGUAGGUCCUGGCGGAGGACGCUGGAAGGAAGGAGUCCGGCGUGCGCGAUGGGCAAUCUCUAGCGGUGAGGCAUAUAGACAAUGGGAGGCGUUUGUCGAAGUCACGAACAGGAUUGAUGAGAAAACCAAAAAAGCAGCUGAAUAGAAAGCUCAAAAAGAAGCUCAAGAGAAAGCUCAAAAAGAAGCUCAAGAGAAAGGCUCAAAAGGAAAGCCGCAAAGAGGAACAUGUUAGAAGCUGACUACUCUGAUGGAUUCUGUUAUACAUAUCGAUGGAGAUAUUGAAAUUUGGGAUACCCUAUCUGCAAGCGC
Molecule: messenger RNA, 1648 nt
Organism: Aaosphaeria arxii CBS 175.79
Lineage: Eukaryota; Fungi; Ascomycota; Dothideomycetes; Pleosporales
Product: anthranilate phosphoribosyltransferas-like protein
Exons: 2
Biological process (GO): L-tryptophan biosynthetic process
Cellular component (GO): cytosol
Molecular function (GO): anthranilate phosphoribosyltransferase activity
Source: RefSeq, a predicted model, not a curated record